Molecule: messenger RNA, 237 nt
Organism: Penicillium riverlandense
Lineage: Eukaryota; Fungi; Ascomycota; Eurotiomycetes; Eurotiales; Aspergillaceae
Product: succinate dehydrogenase assembly factor 1
Exons: 3
Coding region: 1-237 (78 amino acids)
Biological process (GO): mitochondrial respiratory chain complex II assembly
Cellular component (GO): mitochondrion
Source: RefSeq, a predicted model, not a curated record
AUGGCGCGGCUCUCCGGUCUGCAGCGCGAGGUAUUGUCCCUGUACCGCCAAUGUCUGCGCGAGAUCCGGAAAAAACCUACUGAGUCCAGAGCCAACUUCAAGGCCUAUGCCCGCGCGGAAUUCCAAAAACAUCUCUCGGUGAGCAAGAAAGACUUCGGGGCCAUCGAGUACCUGCUGCGCAAAGGCCAGCGCCAGCUGGAGAUGUACGCGGCGCCGGGAAUUCGCAAUAUCCGGUGA